GAUUGACAAAUGUAAAUUUCAUUUAUAAACAUAUUUUUGUGAGAAAACAUUUCAAUUAAACUUGUGUGAAUAUUUAAUUGCUUUAAAAAUGAGUUCGCCUACUAGCAAAAGUAAUAACGAUGUGAGUGCAGCAAAACAACGGAAAUCGUCUAAAACGAGUUCAAAUACUAAGUCUACAAGCUUGGAUACGCGCGCAGAAUUAGCCGAUCUUAUUAAGAAAAAGGCAGAAACAUCGGAUCAACUAGCAAAUUUAGAACGACAAAUAUAUGCAUUUGAAGGAUCAUACCUCGAAGAUACACAGCUUUGUGGCAAUAUAAUUCGUGGAUGGGAACGAUAUCUCACGUCAAACAAAGCUACAAAUUCCAAAGCGGACAAAAGAAAUAGAAAAUUCAAGGAAGCGGAGCGACUAUUUUCGAAAUCAAGCAUUACAUCUAUGGCAAUAUGUAACCCUGAACGUGCUAGUGAAUCAGAUUCCAUAACUAAUGAAGACUCCAGCGAUAAUCAAAUAACAAUGAACCAAAAUACCACUACAGCGCACGACGGUACCUCCUCGAUAAAAACAGCCGGUAAAGAGGAGAAACCCGUGGAUCGAGCAGGAACACCUACUCCGCAGCGCGAUAUUAUGAAAGAUCCCAACACUCCCAGUGCAAACACUAGUUCAAAAAAUAAACUAUCCAACAAUUCUAGUAUAUCGGCUAAAAAAAGUGGUCAUAUUAAUAAAAAAAUUAGACACCGAUGAUUUACGGGAAAACCACGAUAUUUUCGAAAUACUUAAUUCAAUAACAUCGUAUGUCAGCAAAUUGCUUUUGAAAAUCCAUAAUUUACGUAAUUUAUUCAGCUACUAUAACAUAAAUUCCACAUUUUGGACAGGAGACACUAUUCAUCCAAUUCAUUAUAUUAGAAAUAUAUAUUCUACAUUUAUAAGUUAUAAAUUACAAUGUCAAAUAAAUACAAUAAUAAUAUAACUCAAAAUACUACGAAAUAAAUUACCAAUCCAAUAAUAAGUAGUGUAAUACACAUUCCUCCUAA
Zeugodacus cucurbitae (melon fly) is the source of this 1029-nucleotide messenger RNA. RefSeq names its product chromatin modification-related protein MEAF6 (gene Eaf6). The transcript is spliced from 4 exons. The coding region runs from base 89 to 739 and encodes 216 amino acids. The record is from RefSeq and is a predicted model, not a curated record. Gene Ontology annotation, cellular component: NuA4 histone acetyltransferase complex. NCBI's taxonomy places the organism in Eukaryota, Metazoa, Arthropoda, Insecta, Diptera, Tephritidae.